GGGGUGCUCUCCGGAAGGACCUCCAUAGCGGGCCAGGGAGUGCUGUGGCCCUGGGACAUCAUCGGCGCCAUGGUGGAGGAAGUCCAGAAGCAUUCUGUGCACACACUUGUGUUCAGAUCUUUGAAGAGAACCCAUGAUAUGUUUGUAGCUGAUAAUGCCAAGCCUAUCCCAUUAGAUGAAGAAAGUCACAAGGUAAAGAUGGCAGUCAAGCUGCGUACAGAGUAUGGCUCAGUGUUGCACAUGCCCACACUUAAAGAAAACUUGAGAGAGAAAGGAGGCCCAAACACUGGAGAUCCUUAUGGACACAAGCAGUUUUCUGGAAACCAAGGACAAGAACUUGAGUAUUUGAUAACUGGCACACAUCCAUACCCACCUGGGCCUGGUGUGGCUCUGACAGCAGAUACUAAGGUCCAGAGGAUGCCUAGUGAGUCUGCGGCACAGUCCUUAGCUGUUGCACUUCCUGCUUCUCAGGCCAGGAUGGAUGCAAAUCGGACAGCUGCUGGUGUGGGUGAUAUUUACAGACAUGCUGGAAUAUCUGAGCGUUCGCAGCCUCCUGGGAUGUCUGUGGCUAUGGUGGAAGCUGGUGGAAACAAAAACUCUGCAUUAAUGGCAAAGAAGGCUCCAACCAUGCCCAAGCCUCAGUGGCAUCCACCUUGGAAACUGUACAGAGUAAUCAGUGGUCACUUGGGCUGGGUAAGAUGUAUUGCAGUAGAACCAGGAAAUCAGUGGUUUGUUACUGGCUCUGCUGAUAGAACCAUAAAGAUUUGGGACCUCGCUAGUGGCAAAUUGAAAUUGUCUUUGACGGGACACAUCAGCACUGUACGAGGGGUGAUAGUAAGUGCAAGAAGUCCAUACCUCUUUUCUUGUGGAGAAGACAAACAAGUGAAAUGCUGGGAUCUCGAAUACAACAAGGUUAUCAGACAUUACCAUGGUCAUCUAAGUGCUGUCUAUGGUUUAGACUUGCAUCCAACAAUAGAUGUACUGGUAACAUGCAGCAGAGAUUCAACAGCACGAAUCUGGGAUGUAAGGACAAAAGCCAGUGUGCACACACUGUCAGGACACACGAAUGCAGUAGCAACAGUGAAAUGUCAAGCUGCAGAACCACAAAUUAUUACAGGCAGUCAUGAUACUACCAUACGGCUCUGGGACUUAGUGGCAGGAAAAACUCGUGUUACCUUAACAAAUCAUAAGAAGUCUGUACGAGCAGUAGUCCUCCAUCCAAGACAUUAUACAUUUGCAUCUGGUUCUCCAGAUAAUAUUAAGCAGUGGAAAUUCCCAGAUGGAAACUUCAUUCAGAACCUCUCUGGUCACAAUGCUAUUAUCAAUACACUGGCUGUCAAUUCCGAUGGUGUUCUGGUCUCAGGAGCUGAUAAUGGUACUAUGCAUCUUUGGGACUGGAGAACUGGAUACAAUUUCCAGAGGGUGCAUGCAGCUGUACAGCCAGGUUCUUUGGACAGUGAAUCGGGAAUAUUUGCCUGUGUUUUUGACCAGUCAGAAAGCAGAUUGCUAACUGCUGAAGCUGAUAAAACCAUAAAAGUGUACAAAGAAGACGAUACUGCGACUGAAGAAACUCACCCAGUCAGCUGGAAACCAGAAAUUAUCAAGAGGAAGCGAUUUUAGUGUGGCAGCAUAUCUGUUCUGUAAUUUUGUUUCGAUUUUCCUGCGAGCAUUCAGUCAAAUUUUGCUCUGCCUAGAGCAGCAGAGCAGAAAGUCAGCUAAGUCAUGGCCACUUCAACAUGUUUUAUAAUAAAUUUUAUUUCUCUUUCCUUUUGUCUUUUUUUGGUGUGAUCCCAGCUAAGCGCUUGCAGCUGUUAACUUUCUCUUUGUGGAACAUGUAUAGUUCAUGGAGAGGAAAGUUGUGCAGGUGUUUGCUUUUUUUAUAUGACUCUAUUGAGUGCAAGUCUAAAGAUACUGUGAUGAGCCAGGUUUUCUGAAAGGCCCUUGCAUGACUCCAAAAGUUAAUUGCAAAUUUAUGCACAGAAGCCAUCUACUGGAAAUUUCUUGAGUAACACUUUCAGAUUUUAGACAGUAUUGUUUACUGUAUAUAUCUUAAGUAUAUACUGUAAUGGAACAGUGUAUACUAAAUUAGAGUAAUGAAGAAAGAAGCAGGGCAAUAUGAAGAUAAUGAUGGAGUUUGCUUUUAUAAACACAGCCACUGAGCAUUGUGAGUGCUGUGUUACUGAAUGAAUUGCAUCUUCAAAGUGCUUAUUUCCCUAGGAAAGCAUUCGUAUGCAACUACUCAUCUUCACUUGCUCUCUUUCACAUCCUUCUAUAGCAAGGAUCACUGUCAAAUCAUGUUGUCCCCAGGCACUACAGGGUUAGAACUAGUUAACAUUUUUUCUGAAUCACCUGCUUUUUUAUCCCCAGUAAUCCAAAUCAUAUAAUGACACAAGUACAUCAAACUUUUAUGACUGAGUUCUAAGAGGAAAAGCUCUUGAUUCCAGCCUUAAUUUUAUGUAUUGCUGUCUCCCCAUGAUCUUCUACAGGAAUUUAAAAGAAAUUAAAUACUAAUGAGAGAUAAUCUGUGGUCUUGAUGGGCCAAAUCUUUCAUCGUGUUUGCAGUCAGGUAACAAGCAGUAAACAUGCAAGCCUCCUUGCUACAGCUUACCUCUGGUGUCUGUGCUGCUCUAAAGCACUUUUCACAGAGGAGUCAUCAAACCAUUCAGUUGUUGACAGCUUUGUUAGUGGUACUAAUAGCUGCAAGUUUCAUGCUGGGUGGAUGUGGAGAAUUGUCAUGCGACUACAGCAAUGAUAGCAGGUAGUUCAAAAUACUUAUUUCUAUUCUCUUAGUCCGAUUUUUUUCGAAUCUGGGAUUUAUGUUAGAGAAAUGACAGUUAUUGCAAUGUAACUUUAAAAAGCUAGUAAAACUAGGUGAUGUUUCUGUUAGGAUAAUUUUUGUCUUGUCUUUUGUGAUGCACAGAAAGUCUUGUAUUUGUCAUUUUAAGGGAGUCUAUGCUGCAUAAAUAGCCGAUUUUUGAUUGACAACUGUUGUCUGAAAUGUCUGCACAAAAACACAAGGAGAGGCUUUGGUAUUUAUAAGUUGGAUUAAGCAUCUUUUUUUUUUUAAUUUCAGUGAUCAUUUGAUCUUUUAUUCCUUUUUUCUAGAUCUUCAUUACAGCUGUUUUGAUUUUAACUAGGAUAAUGGGGGAAGAUAUAGAUUUAUGUGUAUUUUAUACUGCUACUAGUGCUUCAUUCAAGAAAUUUAUGAAAUACUGGUGUUAUACAGAAUUUUCUUGUUCACAGUGAAAUCCACCAGAGGAGACCCCAGUGGAGAGGAAUAACUUAUUUGAAUAGGGGUGAGAUUGUUGUGAGCUUUCUUAUUUGGUUUGUUUGUGGGAUUUUCUCUUUCUUUUGUUUUAGGGGUUUGUUUUGUUUCUGGUUUUUAUUUCUCUUCAUAAUAUGUAAUGAGGAAGCACUGCAUUUCUUCCAAUGUUUAUCACUUGGAAGAGACACCAGCACGUUGCAAAAAAACAUGUUUCUUCCCUGGACUUCUGCAGGGGUUGGCCAGCAUGGGGCAGUGGUUGCCAGGGCAUUCUUUCUGUGCCCUAGUGAAAAUCUGGCUUUCAGAGUAAAGUUUGCACACUGUUAUUUGGAUUAGUACUUCAUUUUGACUAACAUUUUGUGCCAGUUCUCUGUGAUUUGUUUUGUUAUUACUAAUUUUUUGUUUGUAUUAAUUAACAUCUGUUAAUUUCCUUCCUAGCAGUUUUUUAUUCCACUUUACAGUAGUGUAUCAUCACAAGUACUUCUGUAAGUGUUAUUUAUGACACAUCAAGAUUAUAAGGUUUCAUUUAAGUGCUUCUUUAGUGCGAAGAAAGCCUAGGUAGUGAGUCGAAAUACACAUAUAUCCUGUAGUUUAGGUUAGACAGUGACAUGACAACUUACAUGGACAAAUUUAAGGUGAAAACAACAGAGGAAUAUUUGGUCUGUUGGAUGUAUUUUCCAUGCUUCUGAAAAGUCACACUGUAAUGUCACUUAAAAUAAUCUUGAACAGAAGUCUAAACUCAGAAAACAAUUCCUGUCAUUUAUUUCAUACAAUUUGAUGUCUUCUGUAUAUGAUCAAAUUUCUACCAUGAGCAGUGGGUUUUGUUUUAUACUGUACAUAGUAGCACAGAAAUAAGAAAAUGGGUUUUGUUUGUAACAUAAUGCAAAAAAAUGUAACUGGUAAAAGUGAUAAAAGUGAUUUAAAGAUCACUCUGCUGUAUACUAAAGCAUACAAUGUAAGCUAUGCAGCUACAAUGCUGUCAUUUGCUGGCAGCAUGAAAGUUGUGCAGAAAAGUAUGUCUUCAGCAACUGAAAGGCUUACAGAAGUAAAUCUUUAAUAGUCAAUUUCUUUCUAGUCCUGUUAGAUAAGAAUUAAAGCGCUAUGCCUAAUUUAAGUGACAGCAAUUUAUCCACCAAUAAAACCUAUACAAUAUAA
Molecule: messenger RNA, 4417 nt
Organism: Pogoniulus pusillus (Red-fronted tinkerbird)
Lineage: Eukaryota; Metazoa; Chordata; Aves; Piciformes; Lybiidae
Gene: PLRG1
Product: pleiotropic regulator 1
Exons: 15
Coding region: 70-1620 (516 amino acids)
Biological process (GO): mRNA splicing, via spliceosome
Cellular component (GO): catalytic step 2 spliceosome; Prp19 complex; precatalytic spliceosome
Molecular function (GO): protein binding
Source: RefSeq, a predicted model, not a curated record